Messenger RNA from Anopheles gambiae (African malaria mosquito), 846 nucleotides. It is a transcript of the gene Vha14-1, whose product is annotated as V-type proton ATPase subunit F. Gene Ontology annotation, molecular function: proton-transporting ATPase activity, rotational mechanism. The transcript is spliced from 3 exons. Lineage: Eukaryota; Metazoa; Arthropoda; Insecta; Diptera; Culicidae. Gene Ontology annotation, cellular component: membrane; proton-transporting V-type ATPase, V1 domain. The record is from RefSeq and is a predicted model, not a curated record. The coding region runs from base 154 to 546 and encodes 130 amino acids. Gene Ontology annotation, biological process: proton transmembrane transport.
CAGCGUUUUGUUGAUCAGCAACCCUGCAAAAUCACCCACGGGUUGUAAGUCAGUCAGGUGAUGUUUUUCUCUUCGUCUCAAAACAGAAAUCCCAUUUUGUAGCAAAAGCGCUUGAACUGUUUUCACAUCUUCGCACUUCUUCUCGUACGUAAAAUGGCUCUUCUGUCGGCAAUGAAAGGAAAGCUGAUCUCCGUCAUUGGAGAUGAGGACACAUGCGUCGGAUUCCUGCUUGGCGGAGUGGGUGAGAUCAACAAGAACCGUCACCCCAACUUCAUGGUUGUCGACAAAAAUACUGCCGUCAGCGAGAUUGAGGAUUGCUUCAAGCGCUUCAUCAAGCGCGACGAUAUCGACAUCAUUCUGAUCAAUCAGAACUACGCCGAGCUGAUCCGUCACGUGAUCGAUUCGCACACUGCACCCACCCCGGCGGUGCUGGAAAUCCCAUCCAAAGACCACCCGUACGAUGCUAGCAAGGAUUCGAUUCUGCGUCGCGCUAAGGUAAGUGGAGCGGAAUCUUGUCGCCCGUUUCCUGUGCUGCGGGUUGUCUAACGAUUGUGCAAAUUGGACCUAUCUUCUCUUUGUAGGGUAUGUUCAAUCCGGAAGAUAUGAUUGCUAACCGCGGUUAGAUGGCCUGUACAAAAGGGGAUCAAGAGAUGGGACGUGCAGUCGGCGGUAACUGCGGCCGGAUUGCGUAUUUUGAACCUCUCCCAUUAACAGCCAUGUAGUAUUAACGCUCCCCCUCCCUCUUCUCGUGUACAAUACGAUCGUGUGUUGUUUGUGUUUCCCACCCAUCGUUAUGUUGUUGGCAUUCCAAGGAUCAAAAGAAUAAAGGAUCAUUUCAGCUGUGUA